AGGGUGGGUGGAGCGGGCAGCAGGUGCGAGAACACAGAUUGCGUAAAAGGCUGGAGGCUGUGAGGGGCAGGGGAAGGACGUGUGACCAGGCUCAGAUCUGGAGUUUCAGCUUGGCCAUCGAGCCAAGCAGACACGCAGCAGGAGCCAGGAGAGGCCACCCUGCCACCAGCCCCAGUUUCUCUCCUGUCUUCCGUCACCAUGGGGAGCAAACGCAGCCCCCAACUCUGCCUGGUACCCUUGAUCCUGGGCCUCUUGUCUGGAGGUGUGAGCAUGACGCCAUUGCCUGAGGCUGGGCCCCAGAGCCCCUGCUCUCUGGAGGGAGUAGAGAUCAAAGGUGGCUCCUUCCGGCUUCUCAAGGCGGGCCAGUCACUGGAGUACUUGUGUCCUUCUGGCUUCUACCCAUACCCUGUGCAGAUUCGUACCUGCAGAUCCACGGGAUCCUGGAGCACCCUGCAGACCCAAGACAAAAAGAUUGUCAAGAGGGCCGAAUGCAAAGCAAUUCGCUGUCCCAGACCGCAGGACUUUGAGAACGGGGAGUACUGGCCCCGGGCCCCCUACUACAAUUUGAGUGACGAGAUCUCUUUCCACUGCUAUGAUGGUUACAAUCUCCGGGGCUCUGCCAAUCGCACCUGCCAAGCGACGGGUCGGUGGGACGGGGAAACGGCCAUCUGUGACGAUGGAGCGGGGUACUGCCUGAACCCGGGCAUCCCCAUUGGCACAAGGAAGGUGGGCAGCCAGUACCGCCUUGAAGACACUGUCACCUACUACUGCAGCCGGGGGCUCACCCUACGUGGCUCCAAGCAGCGAACAUGUCAGGAAGGUGGCUCUUGGAGUGGAACGGAGCCUUCUUGCCAAGACUCCUUUAUGUACGAUACCCCUGCAGAGGUGGCCGAAGCCUUCCUGUCUUCCCUGACAGAGACCAUAGAAGGAGUUGAUGCUGAGGAUGGGCACAGCCCAGGGGAACAACAGAAGAGGAAGAUUAUCCUGGACCCCUCGGGCUCCAUGAACAUCUACCUGGUGCUGGAUGGAUCAGACAGCAUUGGGUCCCACAACUUCACAGGGGCCAAGAGGUGUCUCAGCAACUUCAUUGAGAAGGUGGCAAGUUAUGGGGUGAGGCCAAAAUAUGGUCUAGUGACAUAUGCCACAGACCCCAAAGUUUUGAUCAGAGUGUCUGACCCAAAGAGCAGCGAUGCAGACUGGGUCACAGAGCAGCUCAACCAAAUCAACUACGAAGACCACAAGUUGAGGGCAGGGACUAACACCAAGAAGGCUCUCCUGGAAGUAUACAACAUGAUGAGCAGGGAAGUGAACAAACUCCCUGAAGCCUGGAACCGCACCCGCCACGUCAUCCUCCUCAUGACUGAUGGCUUGCACAACAUGGGUGGGGAUCCAGUCUCUGUCAUUCACGAUAUCCGGGACUUGCUGGACAUUGGUAGAAAUCGCAAAAAGCCCAGGGAGGAUUAUCUGGACAUCUAUGUGUUUGGGGUUGGGCCUCUGGUGAACCAAGACAGCAUCAAUGCUUUGGCUUCCAAGAAGGAUAAGGAGCAACACGUGUUCAAACUCAAGGACAUAGAUAACCUGGAGGAUGUUUUCAUACAAAUGCUUGAUGAAACCCGGACUCUGGGUCUUUGCGGCAUGGUUUGGGAGCACAAGAAAGGUACUGACUAUCACAAGCAACCAUGGCAGGCCAAGAUCUCAGUCACUCGUCCUUUGAAGGGACAUGAGAGCUGUAUGGGUGCUGUGGUGUCUGAGUACUUUGUGCUGACAGCGGCACACUGUUUCACUGUGGAUGACGAGAAACACUCAAUCAAGGUCAGCAUGGGAGGGAAGAAGCAGGAGUGGGAGAUAGAAGAAGUCCUAUUUCACCCAAACUACGACCUCAAUGCGAAAAAUGCAAAAGGCAUUCCUGAAUUUUAUGACUAUGACGUGGCCCUCAUCAAGCUCAAGAAGAAGCUCAAGUACAGUGAGACCAUCAGGCCCAUUUGUCUCCCCUGCACUGAGGGAUCGAAUCAAGCUUUGAGGCUUCCACAUUCAACCACGUGCCAGCAACAGAUGCAAGAGCUGCUCCCGGCAAAGGAUAUCAAAGCUCUGUUUGUGUCCGAGCUGUCUAAGGAUCAUAAGAAGACACUGAUUCGGAAGGAGGUCUACAUCAAGAAUGGGGAAAAGAAAACUGGCUGUGAGAGGGAUGCUCUACGUGCCAUAGGCUAUGACAAAGUCAAGGACGUCUCUGAAGUAGUCACCCCCAGGUUCCUUUGCACCGGAGGGGUGGCUCCCUAUGCUGACCCCAACACUUGCAAAGGUGAUUCUGGUGGUCCCCUGUUUAUUCACAAGAAGAGUCGCUUCAUUCAAGUUGGUGUGAUCAGCUGGGGCGUUGUGGACGUCUGCAAGGGGCAGCAACAGGUACCUGCUUACGCCCGAGACUUUCACAUCAACCUCUACCAAGUGCUGCCCUGGCUCAAGGAAAAACUCCAAGAUGAGGAUCUGGGUUUUCUAUAAGGGGUUUCCUGUUGGAAACGGGCAUGAGAUCAAAUUAAAACAACUACGACAACA
This is a messenger RNA of Orcinus orca (killer whale), 2550 nucleotides long. It is a transcript of the gene CFB, whose product is annotated as complement factor B. The coding region runs from base 199 to 2496 and encodes 765 amino acids. The transcript is spliced from 18 exons. Gene Ontology annotation, biological process: complement activation; proteolysis. Gene Ontology annotation, cellular component: extracellular region. NCBI's taxonomy places the organism in Eukaryota, Metazoa, Chordata, Mammalia, Artiodactyla, Delphinidae. Gene Ontology annotation, molecular function: serine-type endopeptidase activity. The record is from RefSeq and is a predicted model, not a curated record.